Stegastes partitus (bicolor damselfish) is the source of this 2027-nucleotide messenger RNA. RefSeq names its product ubiquitin-conjugating enzyme E2S (gene ube2s). Lineage: Eukaryota; Metazoa; Chordata; Actinopteri; Pomacentridae. The record is from RefSeq and is a predicted model, not a curated record. The coding region runs from base 159 to 872 and encodes 237 amino acids. The transcript is spliced from 4 exons.
UCGUAUUUUUGUUCCUGUGUCAACGUAACGAAGAAAAGAAGCAGCGAGAGCCGGCGAAGUUUCCGUUAAAUAUACUUUUUCCAGACGUUCACAGAAAAGGCUCCUUCUCUCGGACUCCAGCCGGACCUCCACCGACCCAGCAGACCGGCUUUUCGAAGAUGAACUCCAAUGUGGAGAAUUUGCCCCCUCAUGUUCUUCGCUUGGUCUACAAAGAGGUUUCGGCUUUAGCAGCAGACCCACCUGAGGGCAUCAAGAUUUACCCCAGCGAAGAAGACAUCACAGAGCUUCACACGGCCAUCGAAGGACCAGAGGGAACUCCGUUUGCUGGUGGCAUUUUCCGAAUGCGUCUGGUCCUCGGGAAGGACUUCCCUGCUGUUCCACCCAAGGGGUAUUUCCUGACCAAGAUUUUUCACCCCAACGUGGGCCACAAGGGAGAGAUCUGUGUCAACGUGCUGAAGAGGGACUGGAAGGCAGAACUCGGCCUCAGACACGUCCUACUCACAAUCAAGUGUCUCCUGAUCCAUCCGAACCCGGAGUCGGCUCUGAACGAGGAGGCGGGCCGCUUGCUGUUGGAGGACUAUGCAGAGUACGAGUCCAGAGCCCGUCUGCUCACAGAGAUCCACGCCAUGGGCGGGCCGGGCGGCACGUCCGGGGCGCCUCAGGACCCCAACGACGGCCCGCAGCCCAAGAAGCACGCGGGCGACCCAACGAAGAGGGCGGGGCCCAGCGUGGCGGCGGUGCCGGCAGCUCUGGGCAAUGGGGCCAACGGAGCCAGCACCACCAGCAGCAAUAGCAACAGCAGCAGUAGUAGCACCAAUAACGUAGCAGGGAAAAAGAAAGCAGAUAAAAAGCGAGCAUUGAGGCGACUUUAAUACCUCGGCGAGAUUCUCAGUGGGCGUGUGCGUAUGUGUGCGAGUGCGAGAGUGUAAAUAUAAAUAUUGAAGUGUGCUGACGAAGUUUUUGUUCCCUUUUUCUGACUCUUUCUACCCCCGACCCAGACUGUCCACUUUGUACUCACACCUCACCCUUGGUUCUGCCUCCGGUUGGGCUCGUCCUGUUGGCAUUACAGGUCUGUUAAUUAUUUCCAUACCUGAAGACGUCACCAAACGCAUCAAGACAGAAGGCACACGGAGAUCAUGCCAUCAGCUUUCCUUUGGUCUGUUCCGAAUGAGUGACGGAGAACAUGUUCGUCCUUUAACGAGACAUAACUUGUGUGGUCUCGGACUCGAUCUCAGCUCUUUUUACAGCGUCUCUCGGUCCGUGCUGCUGUGAUGGUACCGUGUACUGCACAGCGCGGUUCACUCUUGAGUCCAAACCAGGAUUAAUUAAUUAAAGUCAGGUUUUCAAAUUGAGCUCAAGUGAAGCGAUUUUGCAAGUUGCACCAUUUAGAGAUGAAAUGAUCUUUUUAAAAUCGUCUGUUUCGUAUUUAGAUCUGAAUGAAGUAAAGGUAUGGAAAGAGUUAGCAGCAGCAGAGUGUAGGAAGUCUGGUAUGGCUUUUUUUUUUUUUUUUUUCUAAUUGUUUCACUGUCCAGUAUUUUCAAAAGUCGUUUUUAAUUGACAUAUCCAUAUUCAGCUGUCUCGUGGUUGUGUGUGAAGACGUAGAUCAGUGGCUGUAAGGGAACAGGGUAACUUUUAUAAAAAACAAGAAUCAUCUGUUCUCUGUAUUAGGCAUACUGUGAUGUGAGUCGCUUCAACUACGCCUGCUUCCCUAAGACAAAAAAGAAAAAACAAAAAAAGCAGUUUGUGCUCUCAGACCAGCUGUGUGGCCUCCGGAGAAGACAGGAAACGUCCCCGCUCAAUAGGAUUCGUCUCGUUACACGUUCAGGGUUUCUCGGGCAGGUUUUCUCACAGUUCUAACUGCAUGCCGGGUCUACAUUUCCCAAGGAAACACACUGAAGCGCCGACUUAAUCUGGACGGAAAAGGUGCCUCUGAAACUCCUGUUACUGUGCAGACUGUUGGCUGGAUAUUUUGUGUCCAUUUUAAAUUAUUUAAAUUAAUAAAAUACGAGAAGUGAAAUGGAAAAAAA